GCAGUGGGUUUGUUUUUUUGACCGAAGUUAUUUUUCCCACACGGAUCGUUUUACUCCUGCAGUGAAUACAACCAGGCCUCCCGCGUUCUCCUGGACAAAUAGAAAAUAGCCUAUCUGGUUUCACCUUCUUUACGCAGUGUUCUACUUCGCCCUGAAUACAGAAUUACGCGCUUUGUUAGGCGAUAUAGAUGCCUACUGAAAUCAACUUGUAGGCCUACCAUGCAGACCAGGUUCCCUUGAGUUGGGAACAAAGGUCUUUUCAGGACAAUUAUAUUCUUUGACUAAAUGAACGAUGACGGCAUUUACCUAACAAAACCAAGAUUAAGAAAAAACGCUUUUUUUCAGUGGCAUAUCGAAAUUACCUGAUGCCAACGCUUACAACUAGACGAAUCUCAUCCAGCGACACACCAAGUCAAAUCGCUUGGGUUGCGUAAACUUCCAACACGCCUCAACCGGAGACUUAAAAGACACUGUUGCUAAACGAAGUACUCAAUCUUCUUCAAAGCUACAGUGCACAAUGGAGCCCUAUAUGGACUACCAUGGACUCCCACUUCCAAGUAUUGCGCAUUCACAGGACAGUUUAAAAUAUUUCGAGAAUUUUCAAGUCAAGGAUGAUGAUGUAUUCGCCAUCACUUAUCCAAAAUCCGGCACCACAUGGAUGCAAGAGAUCCUGCCUCUCAUCCUCAAUGGGGGGGACCUGACCCCGGUGAAGACCAUCCCCAACUGGGACAGAGUUCCUUGGCUGGAGGAGACGCGGGCUGCCCAGGUCAUGGAUAACCUGAGCUCCCCCAGGCUCAUGGUGUCACACAUGCCUUACAACCUCAUGCCAGCCUCCUUCUUCUCCUCCAAAGCCAAGGUCAUAUAUGUUGCACGUAACCCCAAAGAUGUUAUGGUAUCAUCAUACUUUUUCCAUCAAAUGGCCUCUUUUCUUGAUGACCCUGGCACUUUCGACGAGUUUAUGGACAAAUUCUUGGCAGGACAAGUGCUGUUUGGGAAGUGGACAGAGCAUGUGAAGAGCUGGAAAGAGGCUGAUCUGGGGGAUAGGAUUCUGCACAUCACCUAUGACGAAAUGGUCCAGGACCUUAAAGGGGCUGUCAAGAGAUUUUCUGACUUCCUUGGUUGCGAAAUGAGUGAGGAGACACUGCAAAAGGUGGCCAGCCAUUGUUCUUUCAACUCUAUGAAAACCAAUUCCAUGUCUAACUACUCCAUGGUGCCACAGGAGGUUAUGGACACCAACAAAUCAGCUUUCCUUCGUAAAGGGAUUUCAGGAGACUGGAAGAACCAUUUUACUCCUGAGCAGGAAUCUAAAUUCUCGACUGCCAUAAUGAAGGAGCUUGGCGGAAGUCACAUCAAGUUUCCCUGGGAUGCUGAACCCCUGUAGCUCAGUGGCAAGACAUCAGACUAUGGGUCCAACUCAAUAUAGUGCCUUCCAUCCUCUCCUUUUGCUUGUGACCUUGUGCUAUAAGGCAGUAUGUAUGUAUGUCCUUGGCAUACGUAUUCAAUAUCGCAAUUCAAAUGUCAUUCUCUUGUUUGUUAGGAUGAUUAAUGAGGAAAAGCCCCCUAAAAGUUGCCCUGCCUAGGCAGACAGGGGGAAUCAUUAUUGUUUUCUUCACAGAGGCAGUGAAGCAUGAGGCCACAAACAAAAGGGGAGGAUGAGAGGCAUUAGUUUGAACCAGACCCUGUGUCCUCUCCUUCAAAACACUUCCUUGACAUUAGGAAAGGAGAGGAUGUGAUGAUAGGUGCUCAAUGUAGACCUUGUUGUAGGAUACACCUGAGUGGUGCGUACUAACCAUUAAAGAUGUACUGGUAUAUGAA
Molecule: messenger RNA, 1815 nt
Organism: Engraulis encrasicolus (European anchovy)
Lineage: Eukaryota; Metazoa; Chordata; Actinopteri; Clupeiformes; Engraulidae
Product: sulfotransferase 2B1-like
Exons: 6
Coding region: 518-1381 (287 amino acids)
Biological process (GO): sulfation
Cellular component (GO): cytoplasm
Molecular function (GO): sulfotransferase activity
Source: RefSeq, a predicted model, not a curated record